GCGCGAGGGGGAGGCGGAGACGGAGGAAGGUCCGAGGAGCCGCUCCAGUCCCCGCCGAGCCGCCACCGCAGGGCGAGGCCGGUCGGAGUCCCCCGCGGCGGGAGGAGCCUGUUCCCCCUGAGGAUAUUUGAAGCUUACCAUACAACUGUUCUGAAAAUUCUGCGUGGACAAUGACUACUCAAGCUGAUUUGUUGGAGCUUGACAUGGCCAUGGAGCCGGACAGAAAAGCAGCAGUGAGUCACUGGCAGCAGCAGUCUUACUUGGACUCUGGAAUCCAUUCUGGUGCCACCACCACAGCGCCUUCUCUCAGUGGGAAAGGCAAUCCUGAAGAGGAAGAUGUGGAUACCACCCAGGUGCUGUACGAGUGGGAACAGGGGUUUUCUCAGUCCUUCACUCAAGAACAAGUAGCUGAUAUUGAUGGACAAUAUGCAAUGACUCGCGCUCAGAGGGUCCGAGCUGCCAUGUUCCCUGAGACACUAGAUGAGGGCAUGCAGAUCCCCUCUACACAGUUUGAUGCUGCUCAUCCUACUAAUGUCCAGCGAUUGGCUGAACCAUCACAGAUGCUCAAACAUGCUGUUGUAAAUUUGAUUAAUUACCAAGAUGAUGCAGAACUUGCCACACGAGCAAUCCCUGAACUGACGAAACUGCUAAACGAUGAGGACCAGGUGGUGGUUAAUAAGGCUGCAGUUAUGGUCCAUCAGCUUUCUAAAAAGGAGGCUUCCAGACACGCCAUCAUGCGUUCUCCUCAGAUGGUGUCUGCUAUUGUACGCACCAUGCAGAAUACAAAUGAUGUGGAAACAGCUCGCUGCACUGCUGGGACCUUGCACAACCUCUCUCAUCAUCGUGAGGGCUUGUUGGCCAUCUUUAAGUCUGGAGGUAUUCCUGCUCUUGUGAAGAUGCUUGGUUCACCAGUGGAUUCAGUAUUAUUUUAUGCCAUUACAACUCUGCACAACCUCUUAUUACACCAAGAAGGGGCUAAAAUGGCAGUACGCUUAGCUGGUGGACUGCAGAAAAUGGUUGCCUUGCUCAACAAAACAAAUGUUAAGUUCCUGGCUAUUACAACAGACUGCCUUCAGAUUUUAGCUUAUGGCAAUCAAGAAAGCAAGCUCAUCAUUCUCGCCAGUGGUGGACCUCAAGCUUUAGUAAAUAUAAUGAGGACCUACACUUAUGAGAAACUACUGUGGACCACAAGCAGAGUACUGAAGGUGCUGUCGGUCUGCUCUAGUAAUAAGCCCGCUAUUGUAGAGGCUGGUGGAAUGCAAGCUUUAGGACUUCACCUGACGGAUCCAAGUCAACGUCUUGUUCAAAACUGUCUUUGGACUCUUAGGAAUCUUUCAGAUGCAGCAACUAAACAGGAAGGAAUGGAAGGUCUUCUUGGGACCCUUGUUCAACUUCUGGGCUCAGAUGAUAUAAAUGUGGUGACCUGUGCAGCUGGAAUUCUUUCUAAUCUCACUUGCAACAAUUACAAGAAUAAGAUGAUGGUGUGCCAAGUGGGUGGUAUAGAGGCUCUUGUGCGUACUGUCCUUCGUGCGGGUGAUAGAGAGGACAUCACUGAACCUGCCAUAUGUGCUCUUCGUCAUUUGACCAGCCGACACCAGGAAGCAGAGAUGGCUCAAAAUGCUGUUCGUCUUCACUAUGGACUACCAGUUGUGGUUAAGCUUCUACAUCCGCCAUCCCAUUGGCCUCUGAUCAAGGCUACUGUUGGAUUGAUUCGGAAUCUUGCCCUUUGUCCAGCAAAUCAUGCACCUUUGCGUGAGCAGGGAGCCAUUCCACGACUAGUUCAGUUGCUGGUUCGUGCACAUCAGGAUACCCAGCGCCGCACAUCCAUGGGUGGAACCCAGCAGCAGUUUGUGGAGGGAGUCCGCAUGGAAGAAAUAGUUGAAGGUUGCACUGGAGCCCUUCACAUCCUAGCUCGGGAUGUUCACAACCGAAUUGUAAUCAGAGGACUAAAUACCAUUCCAUUGUUUGUGCAGCUCCUUUAUUCUCCCAUUGAAAAUAUCCAAAGAGUAGCUGCAGGGGUCCUCUGUGAACUUGCUCAGGACAAGGAGGCUGCAGAAGCUAUUGAAGCUGAGGGAGCCACAGCACCUCUAACAGAAUUACUUCACUCAAGGAAUGAAGGUGUCGCAACAUAUGCAGCUGCUGUUCUGUUCCGAAUGUCUGAAGACAAACCACAGGAUUACAAGAAAAGACUUUCAGUUGAGCUGACUAGUUCUCUCUUCAGAACAGAGCCAAUGGCUUGGAAUGAGACUGCUGAUCUAGGACUAGAUAUCGGUGCCCAGGGAGAACCUCUAGGAUAUCGCCAGGAUGAUCCCAGCUAUCGUUCUUUUCACUCUGGUGGAUAUGGCCAGGAUGCCUUGGGUAUGGACCCCAUGAUGGAGCAUGAGAUGGGUGGCCAUCACCCUGGUGCUGACUAUCCAGUUGAUGGGCUGCCAGAUCUAGGCCAUGCCCAGGACCUCAUGGAUGGGCUGCCACCAGGUGACAGCAAUCAGCUGGCCUGGUUUGAUACUGACCUGUAAAUCAUCCUUUAGGUAAGAAGUUUAAAAGCCAGUUUAAAAGUAAAAGUACUUUUACUCUGCCUACAGAACUUCAGAAAGACUUGGUUGGGUGGGAGUGGUUUAGGCCUGUUUGUAAAUCUGCCAGUUUAAAAGAAGUUUAAAAGUAAAAAUACUUUUACUCUGCCUACAGAACUUCAGAAAGACUUGGUAGGGUGGGAGUGAUUUAGGCCCGUUUGUAAAUCUGCCACAAAAACAGAUACAUACUUUGAAAGGAGAUGUCUUGGAACAUUUGAAUGUUCUCAGAUCUGGUUGUUAUACGUGGUCAUGUGUGGAAGUUAUUGACUUAAAUGUUGUUUUUUGUUUUUUUGUUUUUGUUUUUUGCCACAGCUUUUGCAGCUUAAAACUCAGUUGAGUAACAUUUGCUGUUUUAAACAUUAAUAGCAGCCUUUCUCUCUUUAUACAGCUGUAUUGUCUGAACUUGCAUUGUGAUUGGCCUGUAGAAUUGCUGAGAGGGCUCGAGGGGUGGGCUGGUAUCUCAGAAAGUGCCUGACACACUAACCAAGCUGAGUUUCCUAUGGGAACAAUUGAAGUAAACUUUUUGUUCUGGUCCUUUUUGGUCGAGGAGUAACAAUACAAAUGGAUUUUGGGAGUGACUCAAGAAGUGAAGAAUGCACAAGAAUGGAUCACAGGAUGGAAUUUAUCAAACUCUAGCCUUGCUUGUUAAAUUUUUUUUUAAAUAUCUGUAAUGGUACUGACUUUGCUUGCUUUGAAGUAGCUGUUUAAUUUUUUUCCAGUAACUGUUAGUUUUUUAAGUCUCUUGUAGUAUUAAGUUAUAGUGAAAACUGCUACAGCAAUUUCUAAUUUUUAAGAAUUGAGUAAUGGUGUAGAACACUAAUUCAUAAUCACUCUAAUUGUAAUCUGAAUAAAGUGUAACAUGUGUAGCCUUUUGUAUAAAAUAGACAAAUAGAAAUGGUCCAAUUAGUUUCCUUUUUAAUAUGCUUAAAAUAAGCAGGUGGAUCUAUUUCAUGUUUUUGAUCAAAAACUUUAUUUGGGAUAUGUAUGGGUAGGGUAAAUCAGUAAGAGGUGUUAUUUGGAACCUUGUUUUGAACAGUUUACCAGUUGCCUUUUAUCCCAAAGUUGUUGUAACCUGCUGUGAUACAAUGCUUCGAGAGAAAAUGCGGUUAUAAAAAUGGUUCAGAAUUAAACUUUUAAUUCAUUCGA
Molecule: messenger RNA, 3716 nt
Organism: Sorex fumeus (smoky shrew)
Lineage: Eukaryota; Metazoa; Chordata; Mammalia; Eulipotyphla; Soricidae
Gene: CTNNB1
Product: catenin beta 1
Exons: 15
Coding region: 171-2516 (781 amino acids)
Biological process (GO): positive regulation of transcription by RNA polymerase II; cell adhesion
Cellular component (GO): adherens junction; catenin complex
Molecular function (GO): cadherin binding; protein phosphatase binding; transcription coactivator activity
Source: RefSeq, a predicted model, not a curated record